AAAAGGCUCAGGAUAAUCAGCUAUUUGCCAUUUUUGGUCUAUUUAUCGUUACAUUUUGCGUUUUGGCUUCUGGACUUUAAAUCUAAGAUAUAUAUAUAUAUAAAAAGAUGAAGAAUAACCUUUUUUUUUCUCAGCUUUCUUUUAUAUUAAACAUAAAGAUGUCUUCUUUUGAUAAUCGUACUCUACAAGUAGCCGCUGCUUUGACUUUGAAAUAUAAUGACCGACCUUUUUUUUAUGAACACCCUGAGGGCAUCCCUUACAAAGGUGGUAUCCCUGCCUUUGGCAAUCUUUUCGAUAUAUUGAGCAAUGUUCAUCGUUUUCACGACUUUCAAAUUGAUUUGUUUGAAAAAUCGGAUUCGCUUACAAUGACUGCACCUGCAGCCGGUAAUCCUACUGCUGUCAUGACAAUUGACCCUCAAAACAUCGAAUAUGUUUUAAAAGGCAAUUUCAAAAACUAUUUGAAGGGUCCUAAAUUCAAAUCUUCUCUCUCCGAAAUCCUUGGGAAUGGUAUUUUUAAUGCAAACGGUGAGCAAUGGCGAUACCAACGUAAAGCAGCAAGUCAUAUUUUCAAUGUCAAGAACUUUAGAGAUGAAUUUACAGACGUGUUUGUCAAGGAAAUGCGUGUCUUGAAUGACAAUCUCCUUCAACCAGCUGCACAACAAGGAACUAUCAUUGAUUUUCAUGACCUCAUUUUCAAGUUUACCCUGGAUUCUUUUGUCUACCUUGGCUUUGGCAUCCAAUUAGACUCUCUUCUCAAUACUGAAAAGAUUCCUUUUGCAGUAUCAUUUGACCAUUUGCAAAGACUUGGUGCUCUUCGCUUUGCUAGUCCAUUUGCGCCUAUUAAUGAAGCUUUUACCAAGUACAUCACACCAUGGAAAAUGAGCACGACUAAUCAUGUCGAGGUGAUCGAUACAUUUGCUGAAACCGUAAUCCGCCAAAGAAGAAAAGAGGUUGCUGAAGGCAUUGAGCACAAGGACUUGCUCUCACGAUUCAUGAAUACAACGAAUGAAAAAGGAGAAAAAUUAAACGAUGUCGAGCUUCGUGAUACCAUAUUGAACUUUAUUAUUGCUGGUAGAGACACAACAGCUCAGGCAUUGUCAUGGCUAUUUUACAAUUUGGCGUUACAACCUCGCAUUGAAAAGAAAAUGAUGGAAGAAAUCAAAGACAAGAUCACUGAAGACACUGAGAGUGAUUCACCUGCACUUUACGAAGUAAUCAACACGAUGCCAUACAUCCAUGCUGUGUUCUAUGAAACAUUACGCUUGCAUCCUCCGGUACCUGCUAAUCAGAAAUAUGCUCUUGAAGAUGACAUCUGGCCAGAUGGUACUAUCAUCAAAGCUGGUUAUUAUGUCAAUUGGAGUACUUAUGCACAGGCAAGAAACACCAAGAUCUGGGGAGACAAUGCUAGGGAAUUCUAUCCUGAAAGAUGGAUUGAUGAACAAGGCUCAUUGCGCAGAGAAAAUGCUGGUAAAUGGCCUGCUUUCCAUGCUGGUCCUCGUAUUUGCUUAGGACAAAACCUGGCUACACUUGAAGCACUUGUUUGUAUUAUAUUCCUUUUAAGGCGCUACAGCUUCAAAUUAGUUCCUGGUCAAGAAAUUACCUAUGAUAUUUCUUUAACUUUGCCUAUGAAGAAUGGAAUGAAGAUGUUUGUUGAGAAAAGAAAUAAAUAAAUUUGUACCUAUUUUCUCAAUUAUAAACCAGCUUCUGUAUCUGAUAAAGACAAAAAGUUGACAUGCUUUAAAGCUUGGAGUGGAGUGUUUGACAAUAAAAAUAUCUGAGCUUGAAACGAUAUUCACUUGGCAAGAACUAGCGUUGAUGUCACGCUGCCAUAAUGUUCUGCACGUCUUGCAGACGAGAACACUAUUACCGCGGGCACCACUAAUACCACCCAAAGUCCUACUUUCAC
This is a messenger RNA of Gilbertella persicaria, 1906 nucleotides long. Its product is annotated as cytochrome P450. The coding region runs from base 159 to 1670 and encodes 503 amino acids. NCBI's taxonomy places the organism in Eukaryota, Fungi, Mucoromycota, Mucoromycetes, Mucorales, Choanephoraceae. The transcript is spliced from 8 exons. The record is from RefSeq and is a predicted model, not a curated record. Gene Ontology annotation, molecular function: iron ion binding; monooxygenase activity; oxidoreductase activity, acting on paired donors, with incorporation or reduction of molecular oxygen.